Molecule: messenger RNA, 1870 nt
Organism: Toxotes jaculatrix (banded archerfish)
Lineage: Eukaryota; Metazoa; Chordata; Actinopteri; Toxotidae
Product: boLa class II histocompatibility antigen, DQB*0101 beta chain-like
Exons: 5
Coding region: 91-828 (245 amino acids)
Biological process (GO): immunoglobulin production involved in immunoglobulin-mediated immune response; antigen processing and presentation of exogenous peptide antigen via MHC class II; immune response
Cellular component (GO): membrane; MHC class II protein complex
Molecular function (GO): MHC class II protein complex binding
Source: RefSeq, a predicted model, not a curated record
UUGGGCAGUGUCUGCUGCAGCUGUUUCACUUCCUCAUGUUUCCAGUGGGAGACUAAUUUACUUCUGUUUCUGUCUUUCACGUUUGAUACCAUGCAAGUUCACAGCUUCUUUUCAUUGUUGUGUCUGUUCUGCUUCUUUUCAACAGUCGGUGCUCUCUUCGGUUAUGGUUUAAUUCGUUGCCAGUUCACCUCCAACCAUGAAGUUGUUUAUCUGGAACAAAUCUACCUUAAUAAGGUGCUGCUUAUCCAGUACAACAGCACUUUGGGAAAAGUUAUGGGCUACACAGAAAAGUCAAAGGAAAUCGCAGACGACCUUAACAAAAACCCAGCUUUUCUGAGAAGACGAAGAAAGGAUUCAGAGAAAUGCAUAACCCAUAUGCCACUGGUGAUGGAUGUCCUUUCAAAACCAGUCGAGCCCUACGUCAGGCUGAGGUCAGUUGAGGCAGCGAGCAGCAAACAUCCAGCCAUGCUCGUCUGCAGUGUGCACGACUUUUAUCCCAAACAAAUCAGAGUGACCUGGCGGAGAGACGGAAAGACGGUGACAUCUGAUGUGACGUCCACUGAUGAGCUGCCCAAUGGGAACUGGCUCUACCAGAUGCACUCCUAUCUGGAGUACACACCCAGACGUGGAGAGAAAAUCACCUGCGUGGUGGAGCACGCCAGCCUCAUGAGUCCCAAACUUUAUGACUGGGACCCCAUACACGAGUCAGACAGGAAUAAGAUCGCUGCUGGGACAGCUGGGCUGCUGCUGGGUUUGAUCUUUUUACUUGCCGGGGUGAUUUACUUCCAGAAGAACACUACGGGUCGGUUGUUGGUGCCAACAAGUUAAGGGGGUCUGCCACUUUGGCUGAAAUAUCUAUAAUACUAUCAAAAAUGUGAAAUGAUCCCAACCAAAAUGCCAGAGGACAGAAUAAGUAAGAAAGUUUUAAUGUGGAGUAAAUCUUCUGAGUUGUACUCAGAUCUUGGGGAGACUGAUGUGAAGUAUAUCUACAGGGAUAAUUUGUGUUUUAAUGUUAAUUUAUUUAAAGUAUGUUUUUAUUGAAGUUUGAAGGAAACUGGUUUGAAAAGGUCAAAGCCUAAAUUAAGGACAUAUAUGUAUGUCCAACAUAAGUUUGGCCUUGAAUCAUGUGUAAUGUCUUGUUUAACCACAAGUCAGAGAUCUUUAGUUGCACUGUUGAAUGUGCUUAGUAAAUUGUCGUUAUAGACAAUGAAGUUCUGAAAGUUGUUUUCUUAUUCUUUGAAAAUGUAUAUGUUGCACUUUGGUUCUGCUUUCUAUGAACUGACGGUAUCUUGUAAAGCCACUGAGGCUGCUGGGAACAGCUGUCAUUACUUUAAGUUAUACACUAGAUAUAUCGCUCAUCUUUCCAUCAAUUAAAGGUCCCAUGAAAUCUGUCAAUCAUUGGGAUCCAGCAUCUUGAGGACCAAGGUAAACUCACAGACUCCAUAUUAUACUGAAGGAACGCUCCAGAGGAUCUUUGGUGUCUACUCAAAGUGGCACCACGGGUUAUCAAGAAAAACAGAGACACUGCAUGAGAAGAAAAAUAAACAGACUCUAAAUAAAAAGAUAAAUGACUUCACAAACUGCACUCAAUGUGUGUGAUUAGAUGUGUAGUGAUUAGAUUUUCCCAGCAUUGCCACAUCUCUUAUUUAUGUAAAGGAGAUAAAACCUUCUGUUACAGCACUUUUAUGCUAUAUUGUCUGUGUUGUUGUGCAUACUUCUACUAAAAUCUUAUUUUAGGUUAUUCUUAUUAUUUUAGUUUCAUUAGUUUUGGACAGUUUACCAGAAUGUUUAGUUUUCUGAAUGUCUUUAAGAUCAUCAGUACCAGACUAAGAGUUUUGUAAAAGUGUGACAACAAAAAUAAAUAAAUCUA